Phanerochaete carnosa HHB-10118-sp is the source of this 281-nucleotide messenger RNA. RefSeq lists its product as uncharacterized. The transcript has a single exon. The record is from RefSeq and is a predicted model, not a curated record. The coding region runs from base 32 to 226 and encodes 64 amino acids. Lineage: Eukaryota; Fungi; Basidiomycota; Agaricomycetes; Polyporales; Phanerochaetaceae.
AAGGGCGGCUAGAUAUCUCGUAUUUAUACCAAUGCUGCCAAAUGCUCAGGCUCUGAGUCGGCUGCUGCAUGUUGAACCUCACCGGCAUCCUCGCCAGAGCGGCUCGCGGCAUCGCGAAGUUGUAGUAGCUCUACGCUCACAAAGCAGUCCGACGCGCAGAGAGCGCGAUGCUGCAACACGUGCUAUUUCGAUACUCAGACAGAAGAAUGCAAGUUAUUACCAAUAGUUCUGGAUCUCACAGGCCGGCAUCAGCGGAUUAAUAUACCACUGAUUUGGGCUUG